AUGGGUAUCCAACGCGACGAUCGAACAGCCGCCGCAGGCUCAUCUAGUGUCUCUGAUCCACUGGUGCAAAAGUUUGGGCAGCUUCAUGUUCUGGAUGAUCUCAUACGCCUUCGCGCUGCGGAUGUCAUUCAGCAGCCCAUCCUUGCUUAUCCUCGAAAUGAAAAAGAUGCAGCAUCCUAUAACUACUAUACCGGGCGGGACUUGGACGAGAUGAUAGACCAUACUGCUGCAGUACUCAUGAAGCAUGGUUUCAACCCACCCAAAAACGACGCAUGCUCCGUGGCUCUUCUGGCCCUUUCCGAUAUUCACAUGGUCGUAACGUUCUUUGCGUUGAGCCGACUCGGAUACACAGUCAUGAUGCUCUCCCCACGCCUGUCAGGGGAUGCAUGCGUUUCCUUGCUGGACACAGUGCGAUGCGAGAAUGUCAUUUACGGCAACACUACCAGCAUCCGCACUACCAUGGGCGAGAUUCUUCAACGAAAACUCAUCUCAUGUCGCCCAAUGCCAGCUAUUUCACUCGAAGAUGCCGAGACAUCAUUCCUCGUCCUGCAUCGUAAUCGAAAUCCUGAAACACAAAAGAACAAGAUCGCUCUCAUUCUCCACUCCUCGGGCUCCACCGGAACCCCAAAACCUCUAUACCUCACCCAUCGCGCUUUAAUGACACACCCUCUCCGAGGGCCUGGACUGACUUCAUUCAACCCGCUUCCAUGGUACCAUUUGCAUGGACUUUCCACUGCAUUGCAGGCCAUGUGGAUGAGAAAGGUGGCGUACUUGUGGAACGUUGCACUGCCUUUAACGGCACAAUCUGUGGCCUCGGUCUUGGAGGCAGCCCGACCAGAGUCCGUGGCCGCCGUGCCAUAUAUGCUGCAGCUCCUGGUAGACAGUCCUCGCGGCAUUGCGGCCCUUCGUGAGUGCAAGCUUGUCACAUAUGGUGGUGCUCCGUGCCCUGAUGAGCUCGGUGACCGUCUUGUGCGCGAGGGUGUGCAGUUUGGUGGCUCGUUUGGCUUGACCGAGGCAGGACUUGUCGCUGAAUCAAUAUCAAGGCCGAAAGGUGACCCUUACUGGAAUUACUUGAAGUUUUUCGACAACAUUAGACCCUAUAUUUGGAUGAAACCAAUUGGGGGUGGGCUAUAUGAAUGCGUUUACCUGGCAGGCCAUCCAGCAUUGACGGCCUCAAACUCAAAUGAGCCCCCAGGCUCAUUCCAUUCGAAAGAUGUGUUCAUGCCUCAUCCCACAAUCUACAAUCGAUGGAAAUACGCGUCCAGACUCGAUGACCGGAUCACGCUUAUCAACGGUGAAAAAGUCCUUCCACUUCCCAUCGAAGGGCUCAUCAAGCAGCAUCCUCUGGUACACGAAGCAGUGGUUGUGGGACUAGGCAAGGCUACUCCGGGACUUCUUCUCUUCCGUUCACAAGAAACCGAGGACCUCAAUCUUUCAGAUAAAGAUUUUCUUGGCGCCAUUUGGUCAAUAAUCGAGGAAGCCAAUUGCCGCGCUGAGCAAUUUUCUCAAAUAUCUCGAGAUAUGAUCGCUGUCCUUCCCCUUAGUUCGCACUUUCCCCGAACAGAUAAAGGGUCAAUGAUUCGAGCUCAGGUUUAUUCUUACUACUCUCAACUCAUCGAGGAGCUAUACUCUCAUUCCGAGAGGAUCAGCGGAAAUCUUCAGCUCGGCCUCGCCAGCACAAAGUCGUUCUUGAUGAAUAUCUGUCAUGAUGAACUUCGAGUCCCUCUCUCCGACAUGGACGCAAAUUUCUUUGCCGAAGGAAUUGACAGUCUAAAGGCAAUCCAUCUUCGACGGCUAAUUUUACAAAAUCUAGAUCUGGGAGCCCAAAGCUUGGGAUUGAACGUGGUCUAUGAGACUGGAAGUAUCGCGCGCCUUGCAGCACAUAUCUGUGGCGUUCAAUGCGGAACACAUGAGCCAUCAGUUGAUGAAACUAAAAAUCUGAUGUCGGAUUUGAUUGGCACGUACUCUACUUUCUCACCUCAUUCUCCUCGGACCGGUUUUUCCUCCGAUGUAAAGGGUGUGGUUCUUACAGGCUCAACUGGAUCAAUCGGUGCUCACACAUUAUAUGAGCUCCUACAAGACGAAUCCAUCACUGCUAUCUUCUGCCUCACCCGACGCAGAUCACCACUUGAAGCCAUUCUGCACAGUCUUAUCGACAAGGACCUACAUAUCACAGCCGAACAGGCAUCUCGAAUUAUUGCAUUGGACAGUGCGCUUGAUCAGCCAAAUCUCGGUCUGGGCCAAACCAUCUACCAUGAAAUGCAAAACUGCGUAACCCAAAUUAUUCACGCAGCCUGGCCCGUCAACUUCAACCUCCCACUCUCUGAAUUUGAACCACACAUCCAAGGCCUACACAAUCUGAUCCAACUCUCCCUUUCGGUCCACCAACCUUCACCAGCUGUUCUCCUAUUCUGUUCCUCAAUCUCGACCACCCUCCAGUCGCCUUCGCCAAGCAUUAGCGAAUCCCCCGCCAACCUAACGGACGCCUACAUGGGCUAUGGACAGUCCAAAUUGAUCGGCGAACACAUUGUCAGCGUUGCACGCGAAUCAGGGGCCCGAGCCUAUUCGCUUCGGAUCGGCCAGGUGUCAGGUCACUCAAAGAAGGGCCUGUGGAACGACUCGGAGGCGCUGCCGCUGCUCAUUCGGUCAGCGUUGACUUUAAAAGCACUGCCCGAUCUCAACAGCCAGUGUUCCUGGCUCCCGGUCGAUAAGCUCGCUUCUACAAUUGUCGAAUUAGGCAAGACAUGUUCGAAUCUUGACUGGGCAGUGGGUGCUGGUGCAAGUAAGACAUCGGAGGGUCACACACAUGGCGCCCUGUCGGCGGCGGCCAAGUCUGCCGAUGACUCGAUCUACAACGUGUGUAACCCGUGCGGGUUUGCAUGGUCGACAUUGCUAUUGUCAUUGGCUAGGAAUGGGUUCCAAUUUGAGACCGUCAGUUUUGAAAAAUGGAUGCAGUUGCUUCGAGAUAGCGAGGCUCGUGGCGAAGAGCUGGUCAACCCUGCCGUCAAACUGAUUGAUCAUUAUGAGGCAGUGCAUGGUGAGAAAUCCUUACUGAGUCCGAAAAUUUUCAUGACGGACAAGGCCGAGCGAGAUAGCAUUACCCUACGGAACGGACGGCUGAGGAUGGUCGAGGAUGGGAUUCUAAAUUGUUACGUGCGAGACUGGCUCAACCGAUGGAUGCGGAGUUGA
This is a messenger RNA of Penicillium argentinense, 3189 nucleotides long. RefSeq lists its product as uncharacterized. The transcript has 4 exons. Bases 1 to 3189 code for a protein of 1062 amino acids. NCBI's taxonomy places the organism in Eukaryota, Fungi, Ascomycota, Eurotiomycetes, Eurotiales, Aspergillaceae. The record is from RefSeq and is a predicted model, not a curated record.